AAGACUAAAAUUUGAAGGUUUAAUAAAAGUAGAAGAGAAUCUGAUCUAACCACCAUAUGAUGAGAGAAUCCAAUCCGUUAAAAUCAGUUAGAGGCUUGUAUUAACUCAUCACUUAUCUAACUCUCUCUCUUUCUCAGCUUCUUCAGUAUCUGAAGAUUCUGAACUGAGAGAAACUGAGAACCCUUCACCUUCAUCUUCAUCUUCAAGGUGAUGGCGUUAUCAACUCCACAGAUACAAAGAUUUCUUUUAACCAAACUCCAUAGACGUUACUCCACCUCUUCCAAAUCCAACAACUUAAACAGAAACAGAAACAGAAACAGAAACAUCUUCAACAGCAGAAGAAGUCGUUGCUACUCUGCCAUAGCCAUUGAUGCACCUUCAUCAUUGACAGAUUCACCUCCUAUUAGAUGGGGUUCUGUUUCUUUGCAGGGUCCUCGUGAAGAAAUGGAAGAUGAUAUUAUUCUCAGACCUGAUAGUCUUCAAGGUUUUUCUUUUGCUGCUGUUUUUGAUGGUCAUGGAGGCUUUGCUUCUGUCCAGUUUCUCAGGGAAGAGCUAUACAAGGAGUGUCUUGAAGCUCUACAAGAUGGAUUACUAUUGCUCGGGAAAGAUUUCAAAGCUGUUGAAGACGCAUUAAAACAGGCAUUUGCUAAGGCUGACAUGAAGUUGUUAAAAUGGCUUGAAAUCAAAGGGGAGGAGGAGGAUGAAUCAGGUGCUACCGCCACUGCCAUAUUCCUAGGAGAUAAUAAGCUGCUAAUUUCACAUAUUGGCGACUCAUCUGUGGUUUUAUGCAGAUCUGGAAAACCUGAAUUGCUGACUAGUCCUCACCGUCCCUAUGGGAGCAACAAGGCUUCUCUUGAAGAAAUCAAAAGAAUCAGAGAAGCAGGUGGAUGGAUUGUCAACGGUAGGAUUUGUGGAGAUAUUGCGGUAUCUCGUGCAUUUGGGGACAUUCGAUUCAAAACGAAGAAGAAUGAGAUGCUACGAAAAGGAGUUGAGGAAGGAAGAUGGACAGAAAAAUACAUUUCUCGUAUACAGUUCAAAGAUGACCUGGUUGUCGCACGCCCUGAUAUUUAUCAAGUAACUCUUGCCUCAGAUGCAGAAUUUAUAGUGUUAGCAUCCGAUGGCUUAUGGGAUUACAUGAGCAGUUUAGACGCAGUUACUUUUGUGAGGGAUCAACUACGAAAACAUGGAAACACGCAGCUAGCUUGUGAAUCCCUUGCACAAGUGGUUUUGGACCAACGUACACAGGAUAAUGUCAGCAUUAUAAUUGCCGAUCUAGGGAAGACAGACUGGAAGAAUCUUCCACUGCAGCAACAAAAUGUGAUAUUUGAGCUAGUCCAAGCCCUUGCCACAAUUGGAAUUGUGUCUGUUGGAAUCUGGUUUACAUCACAGCUUUCUUUAUAGAUUCAAUAGCUUAUGAUACUAGUCAUGUACAUAACCAGACACAUACUUUUUAACUUUCUGCCUGUAUAAUAUUUAGUGUACAUGUCACACAUCUUUUUUUUUUUUUUUGAAUAAAUACAUGUCACACAUCUUAGAAUCUACCUUUUUUUUUAAACAAAUCUUAGAAUCUACUUGG
Trifolium pratense (red clover) is the source of this 1576-nucleotide messenger RNA. RefSeq names its product protein phosphatase 2C 57. Bases 211 to 1401 code for a protein of 396 amino acids. The transcript has 11 exons. Lineage: Eukaryota; Viridiplantae; Streptophyta; Magnoliopsida; Fabales; Fabaceae. Gene Ontology annotation, biological process: protein dephosphorylation. Gene Ontology annotation, molecular function: cation binding; protein serine/threonine phosphatase activity. The record is from RefSeq and is a predicted model, not a curated record.